Chelonus insularis is the source of this 821-nucleotide messenger RNA. RefSeq names its product Mediator complex subunit 20 (gene MED20). The record is from RefSeq and is a predicted model, not a curated record. Bases 101 to 721 code for a protein of 206 amino acids. The transcript is spliced from 5 exons. Lineage: Eukaryota; Metazoa; Arthropoda; Insecta; Hymenoptera; Braconidae. Gene Ontology annotation, cellular component: mediator complex. Gene Ontology annotation, biological process: regulation of transcription by RNA polymerase II. Gene Ontology annotation, molecular function: transcription coactivator activity.
UCACAAAUGAAAAUGGCGUCGUAAAUAACUUUUACUUUCAAAGCAUCGGCACUGUGAUAUAUUUAAGUGGUAUUUUUUCUGUUUUGAACACAAAAUAAUUAUGGGUGUUACAGUAUUACAGCAAUUUCCAAUGAUGGAAAAACGAACAGGACCACAAACGAUAGAUUUUUUAACCAAACGAGUCUUAGCACUUGGAGCUGUGCAAGUUGGGCAAUUUUUAGUUGACUGUGAAACAUUUACAUCUGUCCCUCAACUUGGGGUCCAGCGAACAGUUCACGUACUCCAUAAUUCAGAACAACCAGCAUCAGUAUUUGCUAUUCUGGAGUCGGGAACCAAAGUAGUACCUCUCAUCGCUGAUGGAUUGUUUGAUUUACUAAUGCUGAAGAUCGCUUCUAUUUAUACAAGUAAAAAACAAACGAAAAUUGAAUCGAAAGGUCCGAGAUUUGAAAUUGGAGAUUUUUGUGUUAAACUUGGAAGUGUUACCAUGAGCCAGAAUUUCAAAGGAGUUCUUGUUGAGGUCGAGUACAGACCUUGCGUAGUACCGGGAAGUGCCUGGGAACUCAUGAGAGAAUUUCUUCAGGGAUUCUUGGGAUCAGCAGUGUCGAACCAGCCUCCACAGUAUUUACAGAAUCGGAUGAAUGAUAUUUAUCAACCCCUAGACACCAUUCAACAAUAUUUGGAACAUUUUGGGCAAUACAGGAAAGCUACUGGUGUUAUAUAGAAUAGAAUAAAAAAUUAUACAAUAAUAAAUUGUUAAACAGAUCUCAUAAUAUAAUUGUAUAUGUUGAAUUGAAUAAAGAAGUUAUUGAUUGAUAAAUAAA